This is a messenger RNA of Nothoprocta perdicaria, 2450 nucleotides long. It is a transcript of the gene TNFAIP3, whose product is annotated as TNF alpha induced protein 3. The coding region runs from base 24 to 2450 and encodes 808 amino acids. Gene Ontology annotation, cellular component: nucleus; cytoplasm. Lineage: Eukaryota; Metazoa; Chordata; Aves; Tinamiformes; Tinamidae. Gene Ontology annotation, biological process: protein K33-linked deubiquitination; protein deubiquitination involved in ubiquitin-dependent protein catabolic process; positive regulation of Wnt signaling pathway. Gene Ontology annotation, molecular function: DNA binding; cysteine-type deubiquitinase activity; K63-linked polyubiquitin modification-dependent protein binding. The transcript has 8 exons. The record is from RefSeq and is a predicted model, not a curated record.
CAUUUCAGAUUUCUUCUGGGAACAUGGCUGGCCAGCACAUUCUUCCUCAAGCUUUAUAUCAUAGCAAUAUGCUGAAAGCUGUGAAGAUUAGAGAGAGAGCACCUGAAGAUCUGGUCAAAUCCACCAAUGGAAUAAUUCACCACUUUAGAACUAUGCACAAAUACACCAUAGAAAUGUUCAGAAUGUGCCAGUUUUGUCCACAGUUUCGGGAAUUACUUCAGAAGGCCCUGACUGACCAGGCCACCCAGACUUCACUGGAGCGCCAGAGGAAACUGAACUGGUGCAUGGAAGUCAGGAAACUUGUGCCUUUGAAGACUAAUGGUGAUGGAAACUGCCUCAUGCAUGCUGCAUCCCAGUACAUGUGGGGUAUUGAAGAUAUUGACCUUAUCCUAAGGAAAACAUUGUUCAGCACACUCAGGGAGAUAGAUACACGGAACUUCAAGCUCCGCUGGCAGAGAGAGGCACUUAAAUCCCAGGAUUUUGUAGAAACAGGACUCCACUAUGACACCCGAAACUGGGAGGAGGAGUGGGAAUAUCUCAUUGAAAUGACAUCUCCAGAAACAUCUGCUGCUCGAAACAGGCUUCCCUAUAAUGCACUGGAAGAAAUCCACAUCUUCGUUCUGGCUAACAUCCUCAGAAGACCCAUCAUUGUCCUUGCUGAUAAAGUGGUGAGAAGUUUAGAGUCUGGCUCUAGCUUUGCUCCUCUGAACAUUGGUGGGAUUUACUUGCCUCUCCUUUGGCCAGCUGAAGAAUGUUACAGAUUUCCAAUUGUGCUUGGCUAUGACAAUAUGCAUUUUACACCACUAGUGACUCUGAAGGACAGCGGACCAGAAAUCCGGGCUAUCCCUUUGGUCACCAGCGAACGAGGCAGAUUUGAGGACAUGAAUGUGCACUUUCUGACAGAUGCAGAGGAGAGGGAAAAAGAGAAGCUGCUAAAAGACUACCUGAUAGUAAUAGAAAUUCCAGUUCAAGGCUGGGAUCAUGGUACAACUCAUCUAAUUAAUGCUGCAAAGUUAGAUGAAGGCAACCUCCCCAAAGAAAUAAACCUGGUGGAAGAUUAUUUUCAGCUGGUACAGCACGAGUACAAGAAAUGGCAGGAGAACAGUGAACCUGCUAGGAGAGAGGCCUGCCCCGGGAACAGACAGGAAUUAUCUUUCUCUCAGCUCUCCCUCUUAAAGSUGAAAUGUGAAACUCCAAAUUGCCCUUUCUUUAUGUCUGUGAACACCCAGCCCUACUGCCAUGAGUGCUUUGAGCGGAGAUCACAGGGAGCUAAAGGAAGAAAGCAGAUGUCCAAAACGGCGCCUGAGAAACCGAGGGCAGCUGGGUCGGGCUCCUCCCGUGGGGAAGGUUGUGAACCUGGGGGAUGGAUAUCGGAAGAGCCCGUAACAGGGCCUCGCUCUGCACCUCCAACUGCUCCCAGCCUUUUCCUGUACAGCGAAACCACUGCCAUGAAAUGCAGGACUCCAGACUGCCCAUUUACGCUAAAUGUGCACCACAAUGGACUUUGUGAACGCUGCUACACCAGGCAACUUGGUCCUCGUAAUAAACUGGAUGACCGAGGCCAUUUAGACUAUGCAACGUGCAAGGUGUGCCUUCAGAAGGCCAAUAGGACCUUUAAUGGCACGUGCAGCACUUGUUUCAAAAGGACUACAGAGCAUUCCUCAAAUGGCAGCCCUGGCUUUCUGCCCACAUGUCACCAGAGGUCUACGUCUGACCCUUCCCAGAUACCCCAGAGCUUCCUUCAGCAUUCCUGUCAUCAAGGUCCCAACAACAACUGUGAGGAGCCGUUGUUGGCAGCACUGCCCCAUGCCGCACAUGGCUCCGAGGAAAAGAGGGAGAGCAAUCUCUGCCGGAAACCUGGCUGCAAGUUUUUUGGGACGCCGCAGAAUGAGGGCUUUUGCACGCUCUGCUUCUUCGAGUACAUGGAAAACCACGACAGUGCUUUACUACGGCACCAGAAGAGGUCUCAGAGGAAUUCCUCGGCAGCGGCUCAGUCCGGCAGCUCCGCGGCCGCCUUCCACAACACGGUCUCCUGCCAGCGGCGAGACUGUGGCACCCUGGGGAGCACCAUGCUGGAAGGCUACUGCCAGAACUGUUUCAUUAAAGCCCAGAACCAGCGAUUUCAGGAAGCCAGGAGGACUGAAGAACAGCUUGUGAGGCAACCACAAAGAACAGGACAGCGCAGAGAUGCACAGCGAGCAGCAGUGACUAGCCAGAAGAGACAGUGUGGCGGGGCUUCGUGCAGAAACAACUCGGCCGGCCGGAGCGACGAUUUGUGCCCGGAGUGCCGGCGCCUCAGCCAGCGGGCGCAGUCGGGGCAGCCCAGGGACUCAGCUGCGGAGGAGAGCCCCAAGCAGCGCUGCCGAGCGCCUGCGUGCGACCACUAUGGCAAUGCCAAGUGCAAUGGUUACUGCAACGAGUGCUACCAGUUCAAGCAGAUCUACGGCUAG